Molecule: messenger RNA, 1104 nt
Organism: Coccomyxa subellipsoidea C-169
Lineage: Eukaryota; Viridiplantae; Chlorophyta; Trebouxiophyceae; Coccomyxaceae
Exons: 8
Coding region: 109-642 (177 amino acids)
Source: RefSeq, a predicted model, not a curated record
CGCUUUUUCAAUUGAAGCACUAUUUUUUGUAAUCCAGAUAUCCGGCAACUCUGCAGGCUACUGUGGGAUUGAGCCACUCGCCAGGGCUGGCUUGAGCAGUGUACCAAGAUGCCUCGGCGCCACAAGAACAAAACUGAGGGCCAAAACAAGAAAAAAGUGUUGGAGCAUUACCAACUCCACCUUCACUUCAAUGGCGGGCAGAGGGACACUAAGAGUGCCAAGAAGGCAGCCAGAGAUCUAGAUGAGGUCAGAAGCAAGCAUGGUAUUGUCAAGGUCCUGCACGGGGAGGAAGAAUUCAGGAGGUUUCUUGAGGGGCCUUACGACACAGCGGAAGAGAUUACUGGCAGCUCAGCCCAGGAUCGAGGACUAUCUGAUGACGAAAUAAUCGCCCGACAUAGGAGGGAGGUGGAGGCGGAGAUGGCAGCGCAGGAAUUUAUGGACGAUCGAGUGUUUGAAGAUGGCGACUUUGACCCGCUGUGGCGUCACUCCAUGCCUGCAGACGAGUACGAGGAUUUCUACUCGAGCAUGAAGGGCAUGCCAGUGCCCGUUUGUGACCUGGAUGAGGAUAUCCUGGCGGCUCUGAAUGCCGAGGGCUGCACCUGGGAGCGAUACAUCCUGACACGGAACAUUGCCUACUGGUAGAUGCGCGGCUGAAGCACUGCUGCACUCCUAUGCUGACUUCGGGGCACGGCAAGGACUGAAGCCUUGGCCGUUAUGAAGCCCAAAGAUGCACUCAGAGGCAGGCGUAAACAGAGUAUUUGCAGUCAUCCCUGAAUGCCAUAUCCCCCGUGCUGCUUGAUUGGCAUCUUGCUAUUGCUGAAGUCCUGCACAAUAAAGUCAGUGUGAGCAGCUGAUGGCGAAACUUUGGAAUCAUUCGAUGUCACGGUGUCAUUCUGUGCGCUGGGACAUCACUCCCAGGUGCCAGUAUGUGUUUGGUUUUCAUGUAUAGGAUCGUCUCGAUGUAUGAUAUGUCUGAUUGAUCCAGGCUAUAUAUAUAAUAUAUAGAAAAUUGUAGUUUUCUUAGUGUGCACAUGUCGGAUCCGUUAUGGAGCUCUGUCGCGAUUGCCUUGAAUAUUCUGUGAUUACAUGGUGUGAUCCUGACUC